Molecule: messenger RNA, 2952 nt
Organism: Lentinula edodes (shiitake mushroom)
Lineage: Eukaryota; Fungi; Basidiomycota; Agaricomycetes; Agaricales; Omphalotaceae
Product: fungal-specific transcription factor domain-containing protein
Exons: 14
Coding region: 47-2842 (931 amino acids)
Biological process (GO): DNA-templated transcription; regulation of DNA-templated transcription
Molecular function (GO): DNA-binding transcription factor activity, RNA polymerase II-specific; zinc ion binding; DNA binding
Source: RefSeq, a predicted model, not a curated record
UUCCCCUCUUACCACAGCUCUUACUCUACACCAGCCGUCCCAAUCAAUGUCUUCUGAAAACGAAUCCACCUCCGGCUUUCACUCAUUUCGUCAGAUGAGCUCCAAAGAAAAGACAGACCUCAAGCGUAUACAAGGCCAGAUAUCUUGCGCUGAGUGUUGUAGAUUGAAGUACAAGUGCGACAAGAAGAAACAGAUUCCUUGCGGAUCGUGCGUCAAGAGGGGAUGUUCUUCUCUAUGUCCGACCCAGGCUCUGUCCUCUGUACCAGUAAAGGGCGCCAUGACGUCUGAUGUGGCUGCCUUGCGCAGGCGUAUCAGGCAAUUGGAAGAUGCCCUUUCAGCGCUACAAGCAACUACCUCUUCUGAACCACAUUCUCUGCUCGCUGAAUCUCUCUGUCUUCCAAAAGCAGAACUUCGAAAAAAUAGCUAUCCGGAAGAUGUAGAAACAUCAGACAUGGCUGAUGCACUGGGAACUUUGACACUCGGGAAGCUUGGAGAUGCAAGAUAUCUUGGGCGGUCAGCUGGAUCUGAGAGUCUUUUGGAAGACAGUCCCGAAGUAGUGGCCAGCCCGACUACAUAUGGCUUCGUGCCUUCCAAUCAUAUCGCACAACUCGUGAACUCCUUCCCUUUCCUAUCCGACAAUACCUGGGACGUCGAAAGCUCUGUAAAAAUUCUUCUCUCCCAUCUUCCACAAAAAGAGCGUGCGUGGAACCUGGCUGAGAGUUAUUUAACGCGCAAUUUCUGGUAUAUGAAGAUGGUGUCAAGGGAAGAGCUCGUUGACGAGUUAUUAACCCCCGCAUAUCGGUGUUUGACAACUGUGAAUGCGCGGCCGUCUGCACACUCGGCUAACGCAAUUCCUAUAUCUCCCUCGCGUCUUUCCCUUCUCUUCAUUUGCCUUGCUCAUGGGUCGCUGGCAGACUAUAGCAUGCCGAUGUACAGUUCUGAAUCGGCAAUUUUUUUCAACCUUAGCCGCGCAUGCUUGUCCCUGCAUCCAGUUUUCGUUUCACCAGAUUUAGCCAGCUUACAAGCUGUCACGUUGAUUGGGUACUACUAUGAUACCGGUGGUCCGAAUUAUAGCAUAGAAGCUGGUUGGGUGUAUAUGUCAAUUGCAGCAAAGUUAACACAUAGUCUCGGGCUACAUCGCGAAAGCGUAAAGUGGGGUUUGGACGACAAGACAAUCCAACGAAGACGGACGAUCUUCUGGGAACUGUACACAUUCGAUGGUCUGACUAGCUUAGCAUUAGGCAGACCGCCGGCUCUCUUUGCAGCUCACAGUAACACGCCGCUACCAAUUGACACGGAUGACGGCGUCGACGACGAAGGAAAUCUGGAACCUGGAUUCCAUCAUUGGCGAAUGACUUUUAGCAGGGAUGUCAUAACUGCUGUUGCGAAGGUCACCCUUUCGCCUGGUAUGCCUGACUAUCAAAGUAUACUCGACCUUGACCAGCUUGUGCGGGAACAUCCCCUCCCUCGAGAAUAUGACCCUAUACACUCCUUGUCUCUCUCACUCGAAAAGAACUCACCCGCUACCUCAGUGGACGAAGAAGAAGAACAAGUUGGAUACGAGGCUUCGAUGAUUGCUCUGAAAGGCCUCCAUCUUAAUCAGUUCAGAGCAGUGGUGAUCAUCCAUAUACAUCGAGCGUUCUUUGCGCAGGUUCUUUUACAGUCGCCAUCGGAUCCAUUGAACAGCAUAUACGCACCAUCCUUCCUCGCGGCGUAUCGGACGUCUUCGAUGAUGGUCCAUUUGAACGUCAAGCACUUUUAUAAGUAUUCCGAAAUCCUUUCAAGAUAUUGGGAGAUUUGGACUGGCCUUCUUAGUGCCGGUAUAAUUCUUGGAUUGAUUGUCGCAAGAUCGCCUAGAAACCCUGUCGCAGCAAACGCUUAUGCAGAGCUAGGGCUCGCAAUAGACCUCUUCAAAAUGGGCGCUCCCAGAUCUGCUAGAGCCAAACGCGGACUUAACGUGUUACUUCGGAUGUAUGAAAAGGCGACCAAGUCGAUAAACUCGCAGGUGAAUACAGAGACGGCCAAAUUGAAUGUCGUACAAGAAGAUGCAGAUGCCCUGCAUACGUUGGAAACUUUCGCAGGUUACACAAAGCUCCUAAUGAAGAAGAUGAGGUCGUCGAGAAAAAUUCCGAAGUUCGAUAGUGCUAACAGUGGAUCGGAAGGGUCAGGGCAGCACCGACAAGAAUCAACCACGUCCUCGAAUGACUGGUAUAUCAAUCCUCCACACUCCGACCAACAAUCCGAACACUCAUUCUCAUCCUACCCAUCCAAUUCUCCCUCGUUUUCUGUGCCAGGUCCAUCUAAUAACCGUACUUUCCAGCCUCAAUCUGAGCGUGCCUUGCCGGUCGGCCGACAUUCACUCCUUAAUAAUAGUGUCUCUACUCGCUCGGGAGUCCCAUUCGAAUACAACUUGGCCACUUCGCAAAACGGGGCACCUGCUUGGAAUCAUGGUCCUUCGUCUACAGGGUCUGCCACUCAGCAUGUGUGCUGGAAUGACAGAGAGAGUCGCCUUAAUCCAUUAGCUGUACACCGUAGAGGUGGCUACGACGCAAGGCCUUCGUGGACGUCGACACAAGCGCAUGAAUCUGAUCCUUCUGUCCAACCAGGAACGAAUCAAGGCUGGAGACAUGUCGGUGGACAGAAUGCUUCCGGACACAAUGCAAGCACAAACCAGAUCCCCUUUCCUGAAAUGGAUGUGCAAUGGGUGGAACUGAUGCAGAAUGAAGGUGUUUACGGUGUAUCUGAAAUGGAUGUGCAAUGGGUGGAACUGAUGCAGAAUGAAGGUGUUUAUGGUGUAAAUGCUAGUGAAUACGAUAGUGCACCUGCUUGGCCGGGAAUAUAGGGUGUAAAUAUGUGAAAAGAUGUAUGGGAUUUAGGUGUAUCUAUGUGAACAUUGAAAUAUGUAUAUAUAUGUAUCAUAUCAGUAAGUUAUGUACUCAAAAGAGCCUGAGG